Messenger RNA from Piliocolobus tephrosceles (Ugandan red Colobus), 1251 nucleotides. RefSeq names its product putative speedy protein-like protein 3. Lineage: Eukaryota; Metazoa; Chordata; Mammalia; Primates; Cercopithecidae. The record is from RefSeq and is a predicted model, not a curated record. Bases 1 to 1251 code for a protein of 416 amino acids. The transcript is spliced from 8 exons. Gene Ontology annotation, biological process: positive regulation of cyclin-dependent protein serine/threonine kinase activity. Gene Ontology annotation, molecular function: protein kinase binding.
AUGUCUCUUAGGGCAGAGGACGCGUGUACCCCCAGUACAGAAUCUCGGACAGUGAAUGUCAGUGAACAUUCGGCAGAAAAGCUCUGCCAAAUUGAGUGCUCUGAUGUGACUUUUUCAUCAAGUCAAUGUUCCUGGGAUCUCUUGUACAUGAUCAUCUCACUCUUUGGAGUCCAGAAAAAGGCCUUGGACAGAACAGAGACUAGGUUCUGUGGGAUGGAACAGAUUUUGGGAAAGAUCACGACCCUGCUCCCCGAGGAUAAGGAGGAGAGCCCCCAACCGAACACCUCAGGGUACCCCCUCCUCCAGGAGGUAGUGGAUGAUGAAGUGUCGGGACCAUCAGCCCCUGGGGUAGAUCCCAGCCCCUCAUGUAGGUCCCUUUGCUGGAAAAGGAAGAGGGAGUGGUCGGACCACUCUGAGGAGGAGCCAGAGAAGGAGCUCGCCCCUGAGCCUGAGGAGACCUGGGUGGUGGAGACGCUGUGUGGGCUCAAGAUGAAGCUGAAGCGACGGCGAGUGUCACCUGUGCUCCCCGAGCACCACGAGGCCUUCAAUAGCCAGCUCGCCCCUGGGGUAGAUCCCAGCCCCUGGUGUAGGUCCCUUUGCUGGAAAAGGAAGAGGGAGUGGUCGGACCACUCUGAGGAGGAGCCAGAGAAGGAGCUCGCCCCUGAGCCUGAGGAGACCUGGGUGGCGGAGACGCUGUGUGGCCUCAAGAUGAAGCUGAAGCGACGGCGAGUGUCGUCCGUGCUCCCCGAGCACCACGAGGCCUUCAACAGGCUGCUUGAGGAUCCUGUCAUUAAAAGAUUCCUGGCCUGGGACAAAGAUCUGAGGGUGUCGGACAAGUAUCUCCUGGCUAUGGUCAUAGCGUAUUUUAGCCGGGCCGGCCUCUUCUCCUGGCAAUACCAACGCAUUCAUUUCUUCCUGGCUCUCUACCUGGCCAAUGACAUGGAGGAGGACUGCGAGACCCCCAAACAAAACAUCAUCUACUUCCUGUACAGGAAGACCCGCUCUCAGAUACCCUGGUUCCGUAAGCGUCGGUUCCAGUCCUUCUAUUCCAUGCGCCGGGGGGCCAGGAAGAACCCCUCUCAGAAAGCCUUGUUUCAUAAGCUUCGGUUCCAGUUCUUCCGUUCCAUGGGCUUCAGGGCUUGGGUUUCCCUGGAGGAAUUGGAAGAGAUCCAGGCUUAUGACCCAGAGCACUGGGUGUGGACGCGAGAUCGCGCCACCCUUCCUAGAGCUCCAGGGACCAUGGAGGCCUGA